Erpetoichthys calabaricus (reedfish) is the source of this 1221-nucleotide messenger RNA. RefSeq names its product olfactory receptor 8H1-like. The transcript has 4 exons. Gene Ontology annotation, biological process: G protein-coupled receptor signaling pathway. NCBI's taxonomy places the organism in Eukaryota, Metazoa, Chordata, Cladistia, Polypteriformes, Polypteridae. The coding region runs from base 1 to 1221 and encodes 406 amino acids. Gene Ontology annotation, cellular component: membrane. The record is from RefSeq and is a predicted model, not a curated record. Gene Ontology annotation, molecular function: G protein-coupled receptor activity; olfactory receptor activity.
AUGUCCAUCACAGGCUCCGUCUGGCUGCGUAACCCAAAAACAUUUGUGAAUCCUAACCUGCAAGAGUUUCCUGAUCUGAGAUUAAAAACCCCUGCUUUCAGUAUACAGGGGGUCCUUAGAGUGGGGAAAAAGCCACUGGUUUCUAAACUCUUUUGGGACUCUGAUCAACAGGACGAUACACCGAAGCAUGAUCGCCGUAUCUGUGUCAAACCUUUUAAAAGGAGGCCAGUGCGGAGGGGGAAGAUUCAGAAGACUGUAAAUCUGGGAGUUAAUGGGAUGAACGUCACUGUCAUUGUUUCCGAAUUCAUUUUGCAAUGUGCCAUCAAUUCACAGCAGAGAAGCCAAACGAUCUCAGUCCUGAUUUUUGCAUACUUAGUCACCCUUUUUGGCAACCUGUUUGUGAUUGUGGUCAUUAAAAGUAAUCGUCACCUCCAAACGCCAAUGUAUUUGUGCAUUGCCACACUGGCGUUCAUCGAUCUGCUCAACAGUACUAACCUGAUUCCAAAAAUGGUGGCAGUUGUUUUAGACUCAUCGGUUAUUUUGUAUGGACUUUGCAUUUUUCAGAUGAUUUUCCUAUCCCAUUUGGAUGUGGUUGAAUUGUUUCUCUUCGUCCUUAUGGCUUGUGACCGGUUUAUAGCUGUGGUUCAUCCAUUAAGAUACCCCGUGCUUAUAACGAACAAAAUUAUCUGCAUUGGCAUCUUCAUGUGCAAUGUUGUUAGCAUAUUAAUCCUCUUACCAUACAUGAUUUUUGUUGCUGAGCUUUCCUUCUGUCAUACUAAUGUCCUGCCAUACUGUUUUUGUAAUUAUGUUACAAUGGUUCAUGUUUCGUGCAAUGAAGAUCCCAAAUACUUGGCUACGUUAUCUUCCACAGUUACUCUGUUUGGUGUGCUCCCACUAGUAGUCAUUCUGUUCUCAUAUUACAGGAUUGUUCGGGCAGCACUGAAGAUCUCCUCGGUGGAUGGGAAAAAAAAAGCACUCAGCACCUGUGUGACCCACCUUAUUGUGACGGGACUUUUUUAUUUCCCACUGAUGAUAUCAUAUACCUUACCAGGGACUGGGAUUAGACUGUCUGAAGAAGCUUUCAAUACAAUGGUCAUUAUUGCCAAUAUUAUCCCUCCAAUGAUGAAUCCCAUGAUCUACAGCUUCAGGAACCAUGAAAUAAGAGUAAGCAUUUAUAAAAUGGUUGCUUACAAGAAGUCAGAAUUUAAAAUGAAUGUCUAA